AUGGCGACGUCAGUACGGCUGCUGGUCCGGAGGGCGAUCCGUCUGUCUUACAGAAAUACCAGCGUGUCUGCAGCCGGAGCUGCAGGUCGGUCGGCUUGCUGUUGGAAACCGUCGCCUUGUCGCUGUUUUAGCGAUGCAGCCGCAGAUAGAAGUACACAUUUUGGUUUCGAAACGGUGCCAGAGACAGAGAAGGCGAAGAGAGUAUACAAAGUCUUUGAGAAUGUGGCGCAGAAGUAUGACGUUAUGAACGAUGCCAUGAGUCUGGGGAUUCAUCGAGUGUGGAAGGACAUGCUGCUGCACGCCAUGCACCCGCAGCCCGGGGUGCGACUCCUGGAUGUGGCGGGCGGAACAGGUGACAUUGCCUUCCGCUUCCUGGAGUACGUUCGUUCUCAGCAAGAGCGGCACAGUCGGCGGGCGGCGCGGUCCAUGCAGACGCCGUCGUGGCAGGACAUUUCCAACAGUUACACCACAGAGGACGAGGACGUGCCGAAGGAAUCCAGGGCUGUGGUCUGUGACAUCAACAAGGAGAUGCUGAGAGUGGGCAAACAGAAAGCCGACAGCAUGGGCAUCAGUGCUGGUUUGUCGUGGGUGGUCGGGGAUGCAGAGGAGCUGCCCUUUGAUGACGACCAGUUUGAUAUUUAUACCAUCGCCUUUGGCAUUCGAAACGUGACUCGUAUCGAUCAGGCCCUGCAGGAGGCUCUGCGAGUACUGAAGCCUGGUGGAAGGUUCAUGUGCUUGGAGUUCAGUAAAGUGACAAAUCCUGUGUUGGCAAAGCUUUAUGACACAUACAGUUUCCAGAUGAUCCCAGUGUUGGGAGAAGUGAUUGCUGGAGACUGGAAGUCGUACCAGUAUCUGGUCGAAAGCAUCCGCAAGUUCCCGGACCAGGAGGAGUUUAAACGAAUGAUUGAGGACGCAGGUUUCUACUGUGUGCAGUACUACAACUUCACUGCCGGAGUUGUGGCUCUUCACUCUGGUUUCAAGCUGUGAAAUGCACCUUGUUUAAAAAAAGAAAAAGGACUUGGCUCUAUGCUUCAGGCUCUCCUGCCUGUAUGACAAACUGAUGUGACUACACAAUGACACAGAAUCAGGUCAGUGGAUAUGUAUGACUGUACCAUUUUCGGGUUGUUUAAACUGCACUGAAUACCAAUAUUAGUUUAAAGAAUGCCACACUAAAAACCAAAAUGUCACUGUGGCAUCAGUGUUAAGACAGCUGGCAAGAGAUUUAAACCAUUUGGGUCAAUUUUGAAUAUUUUUUUUGUAAUGUCUACAUUUUCAUUAAUAAAACUUUCAAGGUUGAUCUCAGUAUCUGAAUGGAUUAUUCUUAAAGCUACAGAGGUCUUAUCAAUACUAAUGAUCGUACAAUUAAAACAACUGCUAAAAUGUAGAAAGUGAAAAGUAAAAAUGUCAAUAUGGCAUGCAAAUAAUGGAAUGGAGGACACCACAACAUGACUUACUUGAAUAAAACUGUAUAUUUUACAGAUCUUUGUACACUUUUUAAUUACAAAACUGUAUGGUACUAAAGUUUUAAAAUCAGUUUUUUGGUCAGAGAAGAUUUAAUCGUCUUGUGUGCAAUUACCAUGUAUAUACAAAGUCUCAUGUUAGUGAUUUUUCUCAAAAUAAAAAGCAACCAAAUAACUCAAACGUUCAUACACUCUGAACAUAAGACAUGGCUUAAAGAUAAAUAUAUU
Chelmon rostratus (copperband butterflyfish) is the source of this 1688-nucleotide messenger RNA. It is a transcript of the gene coq5, whose product is annotated as coenzyme Q5, methyltransferase. The transcript is spliced from 7 exons. NCBI's taxonomy places the organism in Eukaryota, Metazoa, Chordata, Actinopteri, Chaetodontiformes, Chaetodontidae. The coding region runs from base 1 to 987 and encodes 328 amino acids. The record is from RefSeq and is a predicted model, not a curated record. Gene Ontology annotation, biological process: ubiquinone biosynthetic process. Gene Ontology annotation, molecular function: methyltransferase activity.